AUGGAGGCCGAGUUGGGCACUGUGACAGUGAGCAAGGCUUACAAGGAGCACCUGCGCAAGCUGUGUCUGCAAGAGUUCCCAUGUGGCCUGGGCAGCUGGAACAAAGCCCGCUUUUCCCCUCAACACUUAAAAACCCAGAAAGGUCUGAUCCCCAAAAUGCCAGAAAAAGUGCCCCCUGAAGAGGAGUCUAUGGAAUCCUUGUUAAGACUGGCACAAAGUGCAGAAUCUCCCUGGGCUCUAGACAAAGAUGCAACCAUGGAAGACCAGUAUUUGAGAGAGCUUGCCAUCCAGAACCCCUUCCUCAUUGGAGAUGACUUCUUGUUCUCCUAUUUCAAAUCCCUCCGACUGGUGAACAAGGGGAUCACUCUCGUUGAUGAAGGCCUGAUCAAGUUCUUUCAGCUUGAAGAAUUGAUCCUGAGCGCGAACCGAAUCCAGACGGUGGAUCCCAUGAAUCUGCCCCGAACCCUUAAGGUUCUGGAGCUCUAUGGAAAUGAGAUGACCAGCAUCCAGUGUCUGUGCUCUCACCCGCCUCCUGCCCUCCAGCAUUUGGGCAUGGGCCACAACAAACUUAUUGGCUCCCUGGAAAGCCAUUUUCUCACAGCCACUUUCUGGUCCAAUCUGGUGUCCCUGGACCUGAGCUGCAAUGACCUGACUGGGCUCCGCUACAUAGUGGCCAGCCUGGCCACCCUGCAGAAGCUGAGGCUGCUGCUGCUGCAGGGAAACCCCCUGGCUUUGCUGCCCCAUUACCGAGGCUACACCAUCGACUGCCUGAGUCAUCUCUUUAUGCUCGAUGAGAUCACCGUCUCCCCUGAGGAGAGGCACCUGUUCCAGGGAAUCAGCUGCAAACUAGGUAAGGUGGAAGAAGCAGCCUGCUUGACGGUGACCAUAAAGAAUGUCACAGGGAUUUUGGAUUCCUCCCUCUUGGACCCGGAGCCGCCACCCGAGGGUCCCCUUAAUGUUUAUAGCUACUACGUGACGUAUAAUUUUAUGCCUGACGAAAAAAGCAUUGGGAAGGGGAGUGGCAGUACUCUGUAUGAGCCUUUCCAGCCCAUCUCUGUCCCAGUACUGUCAGUCCUGCUUUCCAAGGAGCGCCUCAGUAAGAAUGAAUUGUCCCCUGGACAUUCGAAAGAUUCCAGAAAUCUGGAAGAUUCUGGAGAGCCUAAAGAACCUGCAGAGCCCCAAGAUCCCCAGCUUAUCCCACCCCCAGGGUCAGUUUUCUUUAACACAGAGCAGAAGCCUUGGGAAAAUGUCAUCGAGUUUGAUUAUAAGAAGAAACAUAUUUUGAAGGAUCUGGUAAAGCUGAAGGCCUUCCUGUCUCAGGGGACCAGAGUCAACAUAGUGGAGGAAAAGGUUGCUUCUUGGCUAAUUCUUCCUUCUCCAGUGGAUAGUCCCCCAGCUGUCAAGAAAGGAAAAGGUGAGAAAGACAAGAAGGAAAAAGAGAAG
Gracilinanus agilis (Agile Gracile Mouse Opossum) is the source of this 1443-nucleotide messenger RNA. RefSeq names its product leucine rich repeat containing 43 (gene LRRC43). The transcript is spliced from 9 exons. Lineage: Eukaryota; Metazoa; Chordata; Mammalia; Didelphimorphia; Didelphidae. The record is from RefSeq and is a predicted model, not a curated record. Gene Ontology annotation, molecular function: protein binding. The annotation marks the transcript as partial.